Capsaspora owczarzaki ATCC 30864 is the source of this 1353-nucleotide messenger RNA. RefSeq lists its product as hypothetical. Gene Ontology annotation, molecular function: O-acetyltransferase activity. Gene Ontology annotation, cellular component: Golgi apparatus. Bases 1 to 1353 code for a protein of 450 amino acids. Lineage: Eukaryota; Filasterea; Ministeriida; Capsasporidae. The record is from RefSeq and is a predicted model, not a curated record. The transcript is spliced from 2 exons.
AUGCCCCUGGAGGCGCCAAGGGUCAAGGUCCUGGCGGUGUUUGCCUGCAUAGUGUUGAUCAUCACAUGGGCUUUGGUGUGGUCAGACUCGGCCAUUCCGCCCGGCACUCCGGAAGCAAAUCACGGAGCAGAUGCGGGCAUUUCUCUUUUGCCAAUCGCACUCCCUCAGGGAGUGGACCAUGCUGCUGUCGUUUUGUCAGACCCGAGUACAACAGGAGCAGCUUUCGCCUCUUGCAUUGCGUCGGCUACAGAUUCGCUGGCAGCAGAGCCAAGCCGUUCCGAGCCCGACCGCCACCAGCCUCCCAUCGGCUGCGCCCGCAGCAAAAACUCCAUCGCAACACAAGCGCAAUCGAUAACCCAGGCGCCGUCGCCAGCAGAGCCUGCACUGCCAACUUCCCAAGCUUCUUCGGCAUCUCCACGAGGAUGGUACCAGCUCCCUGCGGAUCAUCCACGAGUGCUCGCCAGACAGGCCGCCGCCGACUGGAACAAGACAUUCGACGUCUAUCAGCCCCCUGAUUCAUGGCGGUGCCCGUAUGAGAACGAGACUCGUUGGUUCUGGGACACGGAUACGGUUGCCGAAAUUGGGGUCGACUGGAAGACAGCGUUGACUGUUGCGCUCACCAACAAGACGGUCGGCAUCCAUGGCGACUCACUCACCCUGCAAACAAUCUCAGUGUUCCUGAACCUGGUGGAGUCGGCCGGCUUUGAGUUGGUCAAAGUGAAGCGAAUCACUCGCUUUACCGGCUACUUUCCCGCUCUCAACUUCACCCUCAUCGCCAACUACGUCCCCUACAUUGUCGACAUGUUGGGCGAAAAGCCGUACCCUCAGCUGAGUUUGGAUCGCCUCUCCCAAGCGUUCACCAUCAUGGCCGAUGCUGCUGACUACAUGGUGAUCAACAUAGGUCUGCACCUCAUGUCUAACAACUACAAAUUUGAGAACUCCUCGUGGGUGGAUGCGUACACUCACAUCAUUCGCGUGGCUCGAGACGCCGCGUCUGCCCGCCAGGAUCGAAAUCCUGCAGCUCGCACCUUCUUUCGCCUGACUCCUCCAAGGCACUUCCAGGGCGGCGACUACGACAGCGGUGGCUUGUGCAACGACCGUGAACCAAAGUGGGGCGCCACUUACUCAGACUUCAACCUUGGGGAGGACCAGUUGCUUCAAAACCGAAUCGUCAGCGAAGAGGUUGCUCGCGACCCUCGGCUAGAAAUCCUGGACGUCGUUCCUUGCACGGUCGAGCGUGUCGACGCGCACCGUGGUGGAAACGAUUGUGUGCACUUUUGUUUGCCCGGUGGUGGGCCCGUUCGUGUCUGGGUUGAGAUGCUCAUACGAAGAUUGUAUGACGGUCGCGUUUAG